AUGGGUUCCGUAUCUCCAACAUUCAAUGCCCCCCCGACAAGGGCCUUCUUCAAGGGAGGACUUCUUUUUGAUAUGGAUGGCACCAUCAUAGAUUCUACAGAUGCAGUUAUCAAACACUGGCACAUUAUCGGAAAAGAGAUAGGCGUCGAUCCAGCAGUCAUCCUAGAAACAUCUCAUGGCAGGAGGUCUAUCGACACAUUGAAAGUGUUGAGCCCCGAGCGGGCGAACUGGGAAUACAUCAAACACAUGGAAGGACUCCUCCCAAAGAACUACGGGGAGGAUGCCGCUGAAAUUCCUGGAGCGCGUGCCCUUCUCGACCAGAUUAAGACAGACAAGGUUCCUUGGGCAAUAGUCACAUCUGGGACUAGCCCUCUCGUGAGCGGCUGGCUGAACGUACUAAAACUCCCGGUACCUAAAAACCUCGUUGUGGCUGAAGAUGUAGAGAACGGCAAACCAGAUCCCGCUUGCUAUUUGAUGGGCAUGGAAAAGCUGGGCGCCACAGACCCGAGUCAAGUCCUUGUGCUGGAGGACAGUCCCGCGGGUAUCAAGGCGGGCAAGGCAGCAGGAUGUAAAGUCCUCGGUCUGGUCACAUCUCAUACAGUUGAGCAAGUCAUCAGCGCAGAACCGGAUUGGAUCGUCAAAGACUUGACCAGUGUCAAAGUUGUUGGCUUUGGAGAGAAAGGGGUUGAGCUUGAGUUCAGGGAUGGGUUGGUAACCAAUUAA
Messenger RNA from Cadophora gregata, 723 nucleotides. RefSeq lists its product as uncharacterized. NCBI's taxonomy places the organism in Eukaryota, Fungi, Ascomycota, Leotiomycetes, Helotiales, Ploettnerulaceae. The coding region runs from base 1 to 723 and encodes 240 amino acids. The transcript has 6 exons. The record is from RefSeq and is a predicted model, not a curated record. Gene Ontology annotation, molecular function: sugar-phosphatase activity; beta-phosphoglucomutase activity.